AUGAUGAGAAGCCUGAGAAGUUCAAAGGAAUUGACUUCAAGAGAUGGCAACAGAAGAUGUUUCUAUCUCACAACCAUGAAUCUGGCACAUGUUGUCGAAGAGGAGGCUCCCAAAUCAGCAGAAAAUCCAAUGUCUAAGGAGACAAUGAUGACCAUUGAGGCUUGGAAACAAUCUGAUUUCUUGUGCAGAAACUACAUCCUUAACAUGCUUAAUGAUACUCUUUAUGACAUUUAUUCAUCAUACAAUUAUGCAAAGGAAGUUUCAGAAUUACUUGAGAAAAAAUACAUAACAGAAGAUGCUGGUGCCAAAAAGUUCGUUGAGGAACUUCAAAUUCUGAUCCAUGAUUUGCUUGCAAAGGGGUGUUCUAUUAAUGAACACUUCCAAGUUGGAGCAAUCACAGAGAAACUGCCUCCAUCAUGGAAAGACUUCAAAAUUUACUUGAAGCAUAAGCGCAAAGAGAUGUCUAUGAAGGAUCUAAUUUUGAGGCUUCGAGUUGAGGAGGAUCACAAGAAAGGUGACAAGGGUGAAGUGCCUGUCAUGGAAGCCAAAGCCACUGUCGUUGAGACAUCAAAGCCAAAGUUCCAAAAAAACAAGGGCAAGCAAAGAAUUAUGCCAAUCUUCAUGCACCAAAAGGUAAGGAUUUUAAUAAAAUCAAAGGCGCUUGCUAGGUAUGUGGAAAAUCAAGGCAUAAAACACAAGAUUGUCGCCACCGAAGAGACCAAAAUCCAACCAAUCCUCAAACCAAUGUGA
Messenger RNA from Prunus armeniaca (apricot), 750 nucleotides. NCBI's taxonomy places the organism in Eukaryota, Viridiplantae, Streptophyta, Magnoliopsida, Rosales, Rosaceae. The record is from the annotation of a GenBank genome assembly.